This is a messenger RNA of Acaulospora colombiana, 623 nucleotides long. NCBI's taxonomy places the organism in Eukaryota, Fungi, Glomeromycota, Glomeromycetes, Diversisporales, Acaulosporaceae. The record is from the annotation of a GenBank genome assembly.
CUCGGAAAUUACAAAUCUUCUUGAGGCCGCCCAAGAACUAAAGCUGUGGGAACUCGUCGAAUUCCUAAAGGAUCAUUUAAUACAAGAUAGGAAUAAAAAAACGUUAAGCAAAUCUCCCGACAAAACGUGCAUUGUGCAGAGCAAAGAUCACGCCAGUACCUCAAGAGAAUCAUCGAAAUCGCUCAGUAAAAGAGGUCGAAUUCGACUUGUCGGUGCUGGACCUGGAGACCCGAAUUUAUUGACCCGCGCAGCUUACCAAGCCAUACAGGAAGCUGAUGUUAUCCUGUCUGACAAAUUGGUGCCCAGUGAAGUGUUAAAAUUGAUUCCUCAACAAACGGAAGUGCUCGUUGCCGCAAAAAAGUUUUGCGCAAAUGCCGAAGCCUCCCAAGAAGAACUCAAUCGCUUGGGUCUUGAGGCUUUGAGUCAAGGAAAGGAUGUCGUAAGGUUAAAACAAGGCGACCCGUUCUUGUUUGGUCGUGGUGGUGAAGAAUUUCUCUUUUAUCGUUCUAAUGGUUACACUCCACAAGUCCUUCCCGGUAUUUCUUCUUGUAUGUCCGCCCCUUUGCUGGCUAACAUUCCCGUUACGCAUAGGGGAGUCGCGUCUCAGCUACUUGUCUGCACGG